AUGACGGACCCCGCCGACGAACCCCCCUCCUCCAUCCUCAUCAUCGGCUCCGGCGUCUUCGGCCUGACCACUGCCCACGAGCUCGCCCUCCGCCCCCGCUACGCCUCCACAACAAUCACAGUCCUCGACCGCUCCCCCGUCCCCGGCCCCAGCGAAGACGCAGCCAGCGUCGACUCCUCGCGCAUCAUCCGCUCCGACUACGCCGACCCGGCCUACGCCCGCCUCGCCGCCGAAGCCCAGACCGAAUGGCGCAAGACCGCAGACCCUGCCGACCUGGGAGGUGAGGGCCGCUAUCACCAGUCCGGCCUCUGCCUCGUCGCCGACCCCGUCUCCUCUCCUUCCGCGACAUCACAAACACCACCACCGCCAAAGUCCCCCAAGAAAUCGAGCCUAGAAUACGUCCGCGAGAGCUACAACAACGUCGUCUCCCUCGCCGGGCCCGACGGCCACAACAUAAUCAAAGAACUCCCCACCCCGACCGCCAUCCGCCAACACCUCGGCACCCCGAUCGCCCCGGGCACAUGGGGCUACCACAACCCCCUUGCCGGCUGGGCUGACGCCGGCGAGAGCAUGAAGUACCUCGCGCGCCGCGUCGAGGCCCUCCGCCGCGUGCGCUUCGUCUCUGGCACCGCCGCCCGCCUCAACUACUCUCCCUCCUCCUCGAUCGUGACCGGCGCGACCCUGACCGACGGCCGUGUCCUCACCGCCGACCUCGUCAUCGUCGCCGCCGGCGCCUGGACCGGCCAGCUCGUCGACCUCUCCGGCCAGGCCGUCGCGACGGGCCAGGUCUUGGGCUACAUCGAUAUCACGCCCCCCGAGCUCGAGGUCCUCUCCAAGAUGCCUGUGACCCUCAACUUCAGCACGGGGCUCUUCAUGAUCCCGCCCUCGGGCUUGCAACUCAAGGUCGCCCGCCACGCCUACGGCUACCUCAACCCGACCUCCAUCCCUCACCCUUCGUCGUCGUCCUCGUCCGCCGCGAAGAAGAGCACGGUAUCGCUGCCCGCGACGCACAUCACGGAUCCGGACCUCAAGAUCCCGGACGAGGGCGAGGCGGCGCUGCGGCGCGCCGUCAAGACGAUCGUGCCGAUCCCGGCGAUUCACGACCGGCCCUUCGUCAAGACACGCCUGUGCUGGUACACGGACACCCAGACGGGCGACUUUCUGAUCUGCCACCACCCGGAGGUCAAGAACCUCUUCGUCGCGACGGGCGGCAGCGGCCACGGCUUCAAGUUCCUUCCCGUGCUGGGCCGGGAGAUUGUCAACGUGCUCGAGGGCAAGGGCGACGCCGUCUUCACCGAGAAGUGGAAGUGGAGGGCGGUGAAGACGCGCGAGGACGUGACGAAUCUGUACGAGAACAUCUCCUGCGACGACGGUAGCCGUGGAGGUGUCCCGGGGAUCUUGCUCAAGGGAGAGCAGCCUAAGCUGUAG
Colletotrichum karsti is the source of this 1428-nucleotide messenger RNA. Its product is annotated as FAD dependent oxidoreductase. Gene Ontology annotation, molecular function: proline dehydrogenase activity; flavin adenine dinucleotide binding; L-pipecolate oxidase activity. The record is from RefSeq and is a predicted model, not a curated record. Lineage: Eukaryota; Fungi; Ascomycota; Sordariomycetes; Glomerellales; Glomerellaceae. The coding region runs from base 1 to 1428 and encodes 475 amino acids. The transcript has a single exon.